Messenger RNA from Lates calcarifer (barramundi perch), 11590 nucleotides. RefSeq names its product serine/threonine-protein kinase WNK2. The record is from RefSeq and is a predicted model, not a curated record. NCBI's taxonomy places the organism in Eukaryota, Metazoa, Chordata, Actinopteri, Centropomidae. Gene Ontology annotation, cellular component: cytosol; cytoplasm. The transcript has 31 exons. Bases 801 to 9254 code for a protein of 2817 amino acids. Gene Ontology annotation, molecular function: ATP binding; chloride channel inhibitor activity; potassium channel inhibitor activity. Gene Ontology annotation, biological process: intracellular signal transduction; monoatomic ion homeostasis; positive regulation of sodium ion transmembrane transporter activity.
UUCCUCCAGUCGUUACCAGGGGCGUGGAACCAAGCGAGCUGAAUGGGAAACACAUUUGUGUGCCUCCUCACCGGUGUAUUAAGCCUAAAUGGGGGGGAAGAGAGAGACGACGAUAAGCGAAAACAGUCGUACACGUAAAUUAAUUUCCGAGGGGACGACAGGUAAAGUAACCCCCCCCCGUGUCUUAAAGCCGAUUGCUCUUCAACUACACGCUCCGCAUUGAGCAGCAGCAGCCACGAAGAAGAAACAGCGGAGAGACUCGGCAGCGUUUAGCUCCAGUAUCUGCAGCCGAAGAAGAGAGGGAUGCGAGGACUUGGAAGGAGAUAAAUAAAACGUAUUCGUCUUUUUUUGUUUCUUUUUCUCGUCAGUAUGGGAUUUGGGUUCAGUUAGCAAACGGCGAGUUUACCGAAUUUGUUUGCGGUCGUUGGUGGUGAGCUCUCGUCCGUGAAAAUGGGGAUAAUAUGCAGAUAGGGCGUUUUUAAAGUCCACCUUUUGUCGUGGACGGUCGGCUAACGUUAGCGGGGUUCGCCGAACAGUGGACCUGGCAGGUUUGCGUGUAUCGCUAGCGUGAGUUUAGCCGAGGUCGUGUGGUCGGUUAUCUUCGCUUUUCUGAAGUAGCUCUUCUUGUCGGAUGAAAUCUUGUCUAUGCCAUCCAUCCCAGUGUUGUUAGGGGCCUCUGCUGGCAAACUGCGUCACCGAGUGGGCGCUGCAGGUAUCCAUCUCUAAAAUCUGCAUGUUAGGAAGUCUAGCCAUGGCACGGAUGACCUGGAAACCAAAGUGAGUGAACUUUUCAAGUCACCAUGGAGCCGGAGGCUAAUUCAAACUCCGAGGCCCACCAAGAACUAAAAUAUACAUCUGUACCCAGCUCUCAGUGUGAACUGGCCAUGGGUGAUGGGAAUAUCAACCUUGUGGAUCCAGUAGUGAGAGGAGGGAGUGACCCCAGUGCAUACCCCUCAUCGAGCUAUCAAAGGAGUGUGCAUCAGAGAUUCAUCAGGAGGAGUCUGUGGUUUUCGGACACAGACGAGCAGGCCUUUGAAGCACCUGAAUGUGAUAACAGGAGCAAGAUCCUAAACAUAAACCUGCGAACAAUAGUGGACAGGACUCGGGGGACUAGUUGUGGGAUACAAGAGGGUUCCAGCACUGAAAGCCAAGGUGGGCACAAAGACAGCGCAACAGAGAGCGCCAGUGCUGAUGAGGAGAAAGAAAAAGGUGGGGAUGCAUUAAAUGUUACGUGCAGUGAUGGUGCUAAAACUGCCAUCAAGGCAGCCAGCGAGGAGAAUGAGGAGGAGGCAGAGAUGAAAGCAGUCUCCACAUCUCCGGGAGGAAGGUUCCUCAAGUUUGACAUUGAGCUGGGGAGAGGGUCCUUCAAGACAGUGUACAAGGGCCUGGAUACUGAGACCUGGGUGGAGGUUGCCUGGUGUGAGCUGCAGGAUCGGAAGCUGUCAAAAGUGGAGCGUCAGCGCUUUAAGGAAGAAGCAGAGAUGUUGAAGGGUCUUCAACAUCCCAACAUUGUCCGUUUCUAUGACUUCUGGGAGUCACCCCUUAAAGGGAAGAAGUGCAUUGUUCUGGUAACAGAGCUUAUGACGUCAGGGACGCUAAAAACCUAUCUAAAGCGUUUCAAGGUAAUGAAGCCCAAGGUGCUGAGGAGCUGGUGCAGACAGAUCCUGAAAGGCCUCCACUUUCUCCACACCAGGACCCCACCCAUCAUCCAUAGGGACCUCAAAUGUGAUAACAUCUUUAUUACUGGACCUACUGGGUCAGUCAAGAUAGGGGAUUUAGGACUGGCAACACUCAAGGCAGCUUCGUUUGCUAAAAGCGUCAUAGGCACCCCUGAGUUCAUGGCUCCAGAGAUGUAUGAGGAGCACUAUGAUGAAGCUGUGGAUGUCUAUGCCUUUGGCAUGUGUAUGCUAGAGAUGGCCACCUCCGAAUACCCCUACUCUGAGUGUCAGAAUGCUGCUCAGAUUUAUCGCAAAGUCACGAGUGGAGUGAAGCCAGCCAGCUACAACAAGGUUAUGGAUCCUGAAAUCAAGGAGAUUAUUGGGGAGUGUAUCUGCCAAAAGAAAGAGGAGCGGUACACCAUAAAGGACUUGUUGAACCAUGCAUUCUUUGCUGAGGACACAGGUGUGAGGGUAGAGCUGGCUGAGGAAGAUGAUGGGAAAAAGGCCUCAAUAGCCCUCAAACUGUGGGUGGAGGACCAUAAGAAGUUAAAAGGGAAGUACAAAGAGAGUGGAGCCAUCGAGUUCACGUUUGACUUGGAAAAGGAGGUCCCUGAGGUUGUGGCACAAGAAAUGGUGGAGUCUGGCUUCUUCCACGAGAGCGAUGCUAAGACUGUGGGAAAGUCGAUCAGGGACCGUGUGGCACUGAUCAAGUGGAGAAGAGAGAGAACAGUGUCUGCGGCAGUUGCAGUGGAUCAGGGUGAAGGAGGACACAGGGUCCAGAUGACACCAUCUCAGGGCGUCUCUGCUGGGACUGCCCAUGUAGGACAACCCCCUUUGCUGGAACCAGAAGAGCCAGAGGCAGACCAGCACAACAGGCUGCGUAACCUACCAGCCAGUGCCACCUCAGUGACGUCAGACAGCACACUUGACAGUGGAAUGGGCUCCACUGUGUACUCAGACUCCCACAGCAGCCAGCAGAGUGUCCUCUACCAGUCCCUGCUGGAGCCUAUUACUAUGGCAACGCAGCAGUGCCAGAGCAGUAGCCCUUACCUGACAGAUCGACCUCACUCCUGUGAGAAGGGAGAAAUAUGGGGGGCAACGCUGAGCCCAGAGCUCAGGACUCGAUUGGGAGCUGCAGCCAGGAGAGGAAGUGCCCCUGUUAUUGACACUCAGAGGGCAAACAACAUUGCUCGACUCAAUGCCAUCACUCAAACUCGGAGAUCAAUUAGUCCUACCCACACUGUACAAGAAAACCAGUCUGGACUCAGCCCCCCCGAGCUUCAUUUAGAGGCUGAGGAUGGUUUCCCCUCCCAGAAUGUUCUGCCAGUGCUGCAGAUCUCCCCUGUCUCGUCACCCUCUGAGUGCCGCCGCCUUAGUGACACCAGCAUCAGACCGCAAUCAGAGCCCAGUGAGAACUUAACAGUGCCUGUGCAAAGGGGACGCAGACACUCUGACCUUAGUAGUCUUCUGAGUUUAACUGCUCAUCAUAACCACCAUCUUGCAAUGCAUAAAACCCACAUGUGCCAGGCCUGCCUCUCUUUGCUUCUUUUGAGGUCACAAGAUGGGAGCCACCGCCAUCCUCCUUUUGUCAUGCCAACACACCACUGUCCAUGUGACUUUAGACACCACCCGUCCUGUGGUGGAACAACGACCAACCCUGUUUAUGCUCGGCCGAGAGGUUUCAGUGAUUGUUCUGAUUUCACACUGCUGCAGAAGUCCCUGUUCAAUAUAAUCAGCCGCAAGCCCCCCUCUUGUCACAACACACCCACCCAAGCCUCACUGCUGCAUCCCUCAGCUGCCAACAGGCCUGCAUGCAGUGAUGGAGACGGCAGCCCAAAGAGUCAUCUUAUGAGCAGCAGUUCAGUUGGGGACCAAGAACCACUCAAGGACAGCGAGGAUAGAUUCUGUGGCGAAGAGCAGCACGUUACCGGGGCUGUGGGAGUGACCAGUUCUGCAGGUCACCAGAAUCAAGCAUCUGUCCAGGGCCUGCCUUCUUCCAGCACAGCAGUGCAUACACCACUGCAGUACCAUCAGCCUGGACACAGCUACCCUGCUGCUCCAUAUGCUGGUCAGCCCAGUGCUGCAACACCAGCUCCAGCUAGUCUCUGUUUAGUCAACAUCCAGCACGCAGGCAGCGCUGCCAGCUAUGCACCUCCAAGUGUGCAGCAGAGCCAAGCUGCAGCAAAUAUUUCUGCAUCGGCUGUACCUCAGCAUAUUGCACAGAGCCACCAAGCACCAGGCCAUCAACAGCAGCAGGCGACAGCAGCGAGCUCUUUAACUUUCCCCUUGCAAGUCCAACAGACGUGUCAGAAUUGUGUGGCUCCAGCUCAGCAACAGGCUCAGUCUGCAUCAGGAUAUCCUACUCCAGUUCAGCAUCAGACUACAGCUGCCACUCUGCCAGCACAAAGCUACCCUCUUUCAUCUGUAGCCCCAGCUAUGGCAGCCACAGGCCAGUGUCAUCCUGCACAAGCUCCCAGCGCACUGCAGCAGGUUCAAGCCGCAGUCAAACUGCCAAGUCAGCAGCCUGGUCAGAGCUCCUCCACACCAGCACUUUACAGCCAGCAGAUACCCAUUCAGCAAGAGCACCAACAGCUGUUACCGCAAAAUACUCAAUCCAGUAUACAACAGACACAAACUGCUGGGCAGGCUUAUAUUCCACCUCAGCUUCAGCAUAACCAAGAUACUGUGCAUCCCAUACACCAACAAAUGGCACAACAGCCUAUCCACCAAUCUCAAAGUGGUCAGCAACAAUUGCACACCCCUGCUCUACAGCAGCACAGUCAGAAAGCCAUGCAAACAGCAGUUCCACGGCAGAGCCAGGAUAUAUCCCAGUCUACAGUCCAACAGGUCCAGACCCCAGCCUCUCAUCCUCAUCCCACAGCAACCCCAGCUGUUCAGGUUGCAGCCACACAACAGAGUUACCCUGCUGCAGGUCUACCUGAUGCUGCUGCUCAGAGCUAUGCACAUUCUGCCCUCAGUGCGCUGCAGCAACAGACCGCUCCAGCUCAGAGCCAGUACCAACCUGCACAGUCUGCCGCUGCUCCACAGACCUAUGGAGGAGCUACCCAGAUAGUGACUCCUCAGAGCCUACCAGCCUCUUCCCAGCAUGGCCAGGCUGCACAUAUUGCCCAACAGUUUCAACCCUAUCUUUGCAUCGCUGCUUUCCUGAACCAGAAUAUUCCUGCCGGUCAGAACAUUUCACAGCAUGGACAAGAUGUACAGGCCCAUGGGCUUAAUCUUAGCCAGUCCACUUCCAGUAUGCUUGCACAGGCACUUCCUCCUCAGCAGUCAAUGGCUCAGGCUACUGUCCAUCAUCAACUCCAACCUCUGCAGAUAUCAACCUCCCUACCACCAACACACCCAUCCCAGUUUCCUUCACAGUAUCCCACAGUCCAGGUGAUGACAGCUGUGACUGACUGUGAAUCCUCCUAUUCUCAUUCCUGCACUGCUCCUCACCCUUCAACCUCCUCUUCUCUUAAUCACAUCUUCCUCUCUCCUGGACAGACUCUCCCUGUAACCCCCUCUGUCUCUCCCCUCUCUCCUCUGAACAUUGAAAGCACAUUAGUUUCACCCAUCCCAGUGUCCCUCAUGCCUUCCCCCUCACCCGUGCUGGGUAAGGUGGUACCCACAUCCCCACAACACCAGCCCACCACCGCUCUGCAGCAGACUGUUAGAUGUGAAGCUUCUCAUUCACAACCUGCAUUUAUAUCAGCACUAACCACCCAUCCCAUACACACUCACAUUUCCCCAUCUCAAAACACACACCCUCCCACAAAUGGCAGCACUCAGCCUCUGAUACAGCAGGUUCCCCCGCAGGCCCAGGUCAGUCAUCCUGAUCUUGUUCCCUCUGCUCAGCCAGUGCAGCCUGCACUCUUCUCCCCACCUGUGCAGAAUGGGGCUGACCCAGGCGCAGCCGUUGCUGCUGCCCAGCUGGACAACAGCAAUUCAUGCCAGCUGGCCCUGCAGGCCCAGGUCCAGAGUCAGGUCCAGAGCCAAAUUCCUGUGCUGCAACCCUCUGACUCUCAGAGAGCAUCAUCUGGGUCUGCCAGUUCUAGUAUGACUCAGCAAAAACAUCCCAGUACAGCCGAGACCAACACAGAGGAUCAAGCUGCAGAGAAACACACUGCAGGACAGAGCUAUGACAGUGUCAACUCUGAUGCCACGUCAGGGAAGGAGAUGAGUGAUGGUUAUGAGGGGACACAUGGAGGUAAAGGUGAAGCGAAGGUCCGCAAACACCACCGCAGGUCCACACGCACUCGCUCUCGUCAAGAGAAGAUUAGCAGACCAAAGCUCAGCAUGCUCAAUGUGUGUAACACUGGGGAUAAGAUGGUAGAGUGUCAGCUGGAAACUCAUAACCAUAAGAUGGUGACAUUCAAGUUUGACCUGGAUGGAGAUGCACCAGAGGAGAUUGCUACAUACAUGGUGGAGAAUGAUUUCAUUCUACCCCUGGAAAAAGAGGUCUUUAUUGAACAGCUGAAGGACAUUGUGGACAAAGCUGAGGACAUGCUGAGUGAGGACACGGAGGGUGAGAGGAACUCUGACCAGGGAGGCAGUCCCAAACAGAGUGAAGGAGCUGACACACUGGGAACAGAGGCUUCAGCACCCAGCACCCCACAGCUGGUGUACCAACAAAAUGUCCUCCACACUGGCAAGCGCUGGUUUAUCAUCUGCCCUGUAGUUGAGACGCCCAUGCUAGACAAAGAGAAGACUACAUCUCACACCUCUACAGCCCAGGAAUCUGAAAAGUCUGUUUCAUCGUCAGUCAGGCCCAACAACAACGCAGCUGCAGUGACUACCCCAGUCGCAUCUUUAUCUUCCCAAAGCCAGUCCUCCUCCUCCUCUCUGCCCUCUGCUGCUCAGGCCUCAGUGCAACCUCCAGACCAAAACACUGGCAAAGCCCGGGUUCAGCAGACUCAGCCCUGUGUAACUAAACAUGCCCUUGCUGCUGCUGCUGGUGUCAGCCAUAAAAACUCCCUUCCUGUGGAAGAACCUUGCAUCUCUGCUGUCUCUAUGGUGACGGACAUGCCAUGCUGUGCUAUUGUGCCACCUGUCUCUCUGGAUGUGAAUGCCCUUGAUAAAGGAGCAGCUGGAAGUUUGGCCUCGUCUCAAACUAAUCAGCCCAAUGAGAAGGCCAGUCCCACUGGAGAGUUACCCCCUCAGCUGGCCUCCCAUCAGUCUGUGGUCCUGCAGCAACCAUAUGCCACGCCCAUGCAGCCUGGGACAGUGACCUCCCAGCCCCAGAGUCCAGCACAUCAGCCCUCCCAGACCUCCCAGAACUCGCAGUCGUCAGGUCACCAGCAGCCAGCGAGUGGGGGGCCAGGAGAGUCAGACGGCGAGGGACCACGCAGGGUGGAGUUUGUUGACCGCACCAUAAAGACUUUGGAUGAGAAACUGAGGAACCUGUUGUACCAGGAGCAUGCUCCCUCCCAGCCCUCCAGCACGGCAUCUGAUCCCCAGGCCUCCAGCACAGAGGGAGUCAGCUCUCCUCCAGUCUCAGACAGCCAGAGCACUGAAGGAGCCCUUAAAAAGAAGAAGGGGGACCCACUGCCUCAGAUUCCUGAGCGCACAGAUAGUGUGGGUGCACUAAGUGACUCUGCAGUGGCAGCCACUAACAGGGUUUUGAAAGGAAGAGAUGCGACUGUCAGCUCCAGUUCAUACAGCUCCAAAAGCCGUUUUCAAAUCAUCCCUACUCCACCAGAUGUCAUUUGUCGUUUAGAGAAAAGCAAGACGAGCUGCAGCACCGGCAGUUCUGCAGCACCCUCUAGUGGUUCUGGAGGGUCUCACAGCCUCACCCAGGCCCCAGGCAGGAAAGAAAAGGGCGGUGAGGCUGCGGGCAAGUCAUCUGCUACAGCUGCAGUUGAUGAUGAGAAAGCAGGAACAUCCAAAACCCACAGCAGUAACCGCUACUCUGCCCCUCCAAACUUAUACCAGGCCACCUCCACUUCUAGUCCCGACAUCACCCCGCGCCAUAUCCCCAGAGCUCAGACCAUUGACACUCCGACCCAUCACCACUACCACCACUCCUCUCACCUCUACUCUGACUCAGCAGAUGAGGACAGCAGCAGCAUAGCUCUCCCUCCGGCCCACCCAGCUCCUCCAGCUCAUGCCCUGUCUGAACACAGUGGAAGCGACCUCAUGAAGAGGGCAGUGGCCUUCCUGCGGCGCUCUGGUCGGAGCAAAAGUGAGCAGAGCUCCGAUUCACCGUGCCGACAGCCCGUGGCAAUGAACGGUCACGCGCCCUCGCCUUCUGCAGGGCACGCCCACUCAUCCUACAUCAGCAGUGACAAUGACUCUGAGUUUGAGGAUGCAGAUAUGAGGAAGGAGCUGCAAAAACUGAGAGAAAAACACAUGAAGGAGAUCUCUGAGCUGCAGGCGUUCCAGAGGAGUGAGAUUGAGCAUCUGUACAAGGAGCUGGGCAAAACUCUGCCCCCCAAUGUCGGCCUACUUCACGCUGCACCUCCAAGCGGCCGCAGGCGCAGGGCCAGCAAACACAAGCUGAAGGCUGGAAAACUGCUCAAUCCGAUGGUGCAGCAGCUCAAAAACAAUCUUAACACCACCCCUGAGAGGAAAGGUGAGAGUGCUGCAAGUUCAUCUGGCUCCCCAGCUAAAAGUUCAGUUCUGUCAGAUGGCUCUGCCCACUCCAGCGGCAGCUCCAGCUCCAGCAAUCAGCCCAACGCCGGCCCAGAGCAGGUCCACACUCAGCAACCCUGUUCCCUGAAGGGCUCUUUCUCCUCAGACAACAUCUACGCUGGGCUACACGGUGAUGGAAUGGCCACGCAUGCAGGCCCUGGCCAAGGCUGGACGGUUUACCACCAAACGUCAGAGAGAGUCACCUAUAAAUCUAGUAGCAAACCACGCACUAGAUUCCUCAGUGGACCUGUGUCUCUGUCCAUCUGGUCCACUCUGAAACGACUAUGUCUAGGCAAAGAGCGCAGUAGUAGGUCUUCCCUCAACACCACCACAGCACAGACAGCUGCCAGUCAGACACAACCGACACUCACCACGGCCACACCCUUGCCAUCACCUCAGCCAAUCACGCGGCUCGCUCAGGUCCAGACCAACAACAGCAACAACAAGAGGGGCACAUUCACCGACGAUCUUCACAAGCUGGUCGACGACUGGACGAAGGAGACUGUGGCCGCAGCCAGUCAGCCGCGACCCUCCUUGAACCAGAUCAAAGAGCAGAGACGCCAGCAGGACCUGGAAUACAGAGCGCCACCCAUGGGAGCAGCUACGCAUGAGAUGAAAUGCCAUAUUGGUCCCAGCAAGUUCCAGCUGCCUCUUUCCUGCCCCCUGACUGCUGCUUUAGGCCCUGGUGUGCCCACAAACCUAGCUCCCAACUCUUCUGCAAUGCUCCCUCCAGGGUACCUUCUGCCAGCAGGCACCUAUAGCGGGAUGGUUCCCGGUCCUCUUUACCCCCAGCAGUGGCCCGGCUUGCCUAGCCCUGUAGGGUCCAUGGGUCCCGUAGGCCUGCUCGGUGCUGCAAGAAUGAUGCCCUACGCCACGAUGGCAAGCCCUGGGAUCCAAGCCUACCCUGCUCUGGUCAUGCACAACCCCGAGAACGGCCCCUGUCCAAAAACCACAAGGACUACCUAAUCUGCUAACUAGAAUCUGUCAGUGUGUACGGGCAGGAUAGUCCAACUCCACUCUGUUCUGGUUCACCAGAGCCACAACUGUACAUUAUCUGAUAUUGUAAAUAACUUGAGAGUGUUGAUAUUCUUUAUACAACACAUAUAUCUGUAGUAAAUUGUGUGUGUGUAUGUGUGUGUUUGAGCGCGCGCGUUUGUAUGUGUGUAUACUAUACAGUACGUGUUAAGUAAGUAUGUCUGAAUACCUAAUGCUUUUUGGCUUUGGUCUUGACUAAACUCAGCCAUAGGAGACAUUUUGUCUGCGGUCAUGAAAACAUAUUUCACUGUAUUUGUUAUUAUUGCAGUUUUCACAUUGAUUUUUGCCUUUCUCGGUGUUACGUACACUUUAAACACUACAUUGGACUCCAAAUACCAGUGGUUUGAGAAACAGCAACAGGACAGUAUUUAUGAUGAAAAUAUUCGAAGGAAUGUAGUGCCUUGAACAUUGAUUUAUAAUUUUCUUUUCCUCUGUGAAACAAAGCAUGUCUGCAUCCAAGUUAUUUUAAGUUAACAGUAGCUUGAGUGCAGUCUUGUUUUUUUUUUUUUUUUUUUUUUAAAUGCAUUACAGACACUUUUGUUUUUUGGUUUACAUAUGAAUGCCCUUGUAGUACUGCACUAUUAACACAGUAUAUGCUCUUAUUAAUAAUAAAAUCAUGUUUUAACCCUUGUUUACUUUCCACCCCUGUGACAGAUGGAAUGCCAUAGUGGUGCGACGAACCGUUGCCUUGCAGAAACAAAUGGUUAAUAUAUGACUGAUGAAAGGAGAAAAAAAAUGUUACUACGCCAGCAGCCAAAAUCCACUCUUUCAGGUCGAAUGGUUCAGUUGGACACAGCACAAGAGUCAGCAGUGUUGUAGCCUUGUGCUUGGAGGAAAGGCAGUGUCCAGAGCCAUAUAUACUGUACAUAGUUCUUUUUACAGUAUACGCCUCUGGUAGUGUUCUGAUCAGAAUGUAGCAGUAAAUAUGCGACGGCUUGAGGCUUAAAAGUGCAAUUUAACCCCUCCACAAAGCUUUGAUCGUGGCCUUGCCACAAGCCUUAUCUCUAAUGUGUGCAACAGGAGGAAGCUGAAAAGUUGAACAAAGUUACAAAUCACCAAGCAACAAAUAGAAAUUACCAGGCAAAUGUAUAAAUCUUACAAAUCACCCAGCAAACUCUGAAUUCACUACUGCUAACUGUUCUUUCAACUUGGCUGUCCUAUUACUCAGCAUACACUGUAUGUAAAAUGUUCUUCAUUUGAUGCUUGAUUUUUCUUUUUUUUUUGAUGCUGCUAUAGUCUGAGGUGAUUCCACUGUACAGUUAAAAUAUUCUCUUCACGCAAGAUGGUACUUGUAUGAAUAAAAGACUUCUCAAAUUAAAUCAACAAAUGAGACGCUCACAAAGCAGUGUUAUUGCCUUGUUGAAAUUUUGAUGGUGUAUUGAUUUCCCAUGUUGCUUUUGAUGACAGCCUUUUAUUUUAUUUUUUGUCCUGUCAGUAAUAUAUUGCAAAUUUCAAAUGAUACUUGAUGUGGGAGAUUUGCACAACAAGAUAGUCUCCCUUAAUUCAAACCUAUGUUAAAGCGUUUCCUACACUGUAUAUAGUGGGUUUCACCGCCUGUACUUUUUUAUCACUUGACAAGCAUGGCCAACUUUUCAUGUUCCACAAAGCAAAGAUAAACAAUACAGCUACUACGGUUAGAAAUUUCACAUCUCUACAACACAUUUGAAAGGUUUCAGCACCCCAAUCCUUCCAAGCUGUGAAUUGUACAGUUUUUCUUGUAGUUUAUAUUUGUACAUUUUGUUUGUUUGACUGGGGGUGGUGGCGGCGGCAGCGGCGGCGGUGGUGUUGGAGGGGUUGCUUUGAUGUAUAUUAUUCCAUCAAUUCGGUUUGAAUUGGACUUUUAUAGGAUAUUAUGCAGAGUCUUCUGCUUUGGUGAAAUACUUCCAGUAGUAAGAGAUUUCUGUUCUCUGUCACUUGUAUCUGGUAUGUUUUUUUUUUUUUGUUCCACCUCCCUCACUGCUAACUCAUCAUGAGCAGAGGAGGGAGUAACUAUUGUUGCCAUGUUCAUUUUGGGUGCAGUGAUGAAACUGAGAGCUGAGAUGCACAGAGGAGAAAUGGCCUCGACACUUCCUCCUCUGCUCAUCUCACUUCUCUCUGGACAGCAUUGCCCCCUGGUGAAUGUGCUCUGAUUGUCAAAGGCUUGUAUUUAAACUGUGUGGGAUUGCUUUUGCCUGCUGUAUGUCCCACUGCAUUACCCCACCCUACCCUGCUGCACUCUAAUCACAGACUGUAUGUUGAGAGAGAAAUAAAUAUUAUUUUGUGCUUGA